UUUUAACAAAAUGGCUACUCAUAAAGACAAAUUUUUAAAGAAAAACUACAAAAAACUGAACCAAAAGUACGAAGAGUACAGCAACUCUUAUCAAAAGAAAAUUGAUCAACUGAAAUAAUGAAAUCAGCUACAAUUUCUCAAACUCAAUCUCUAAGCCUUAUACAAACCUGCCUAACAUCAGCAAAGAGGGAUCACUCCUUGAUAUCAACAAGGAGAGCACCAAAGGCAAGAGUAAGGUCCUCAAGAAGUUCCAGAAAAAUCUAGACAGCUACUCCUACAUCCUAAAUUCUAAACAUAAGGAUAAGGCCAUCAGAGGGAAAAUCUACAAACAAACGCAUCAUAGUGUCUCACCUAAGAAGAUGGCCAAACAGUUUAGGGAUGCUCAAGGCAUGGCUAAUAGUUUCUGUCUAGAGAAUACCUCCCAGCCCAACAGCAAGCUUUCCUCAAAUAGCCUCAGGAAGCCUAGGAAGCAUGAGAAGUUUGAUGAUUUAGAUAAUCUUGACAAUGAGGACAUUAACUUCCCUAAGAGCAUUGAGAAUAUCAUCAAAGAGCAUGAUGAUGACAAUACCCCAAUGCGCACCCAUUACAAAAAACCUUACUAUAACACCAAUAGACCUUUAAAGGGAUCAAAUCCUAAAAUUUCAUCUGGAUCACAAGGGAAAUAGCCGCGUGAAUUCAAGACAUUACUCUGCUUAUAAAAAUAUGCAAAAUUAAGGUACCCGAUGAUCCUCUUCGUAUGACAAAUAUUGACCUGAACACUAGCCAGAGAAAUUUUGCAAUCAGGGUAAAUUCCACUAAGAAAUCGAAUUCCUUAAGGAAAUCUCCAAUAAAGAAGUCUAAGCUAGAGAAAGCAGAUUCGAAUGACUUCAUCACUGAUGAACAAUCUUCGAGCCCUCACCACUCUUUCUGCGUGAAAUCGGUUGGAAACAAAAGUUUUUACAUAAAUAAUGAAGAGUCUAACCUGAAGUUAAUCAAAAUGGAGCCUGAGAAACUUGAUUCUGACCUCACACUUCCUAGCAUCAACAAGACUCAGAUAGAAAACACAGAUAGUUUAGUCAAACUUCCCUCAGAAAGCAUCCCUGAUAAAGCUGUGUCUAAAAACAUGAAACUCGAGACAAAUCUCUCAAUGAUAAAGAAGAAUCUUGCCACUAACCUAGACAACAAAAUCAGUAAUAAUGAUGUCUCUGGCUUCUCAAAGUCACGCAAGAAGUCUCUCACAAAGUUCAGAUCUGGCCGGAAGAGCCACUCCCAUCAUAGAGGGAGCCCUACUAAGAUCAGGAAGCUGAAAAACCCUGGUUACAAGAAUUCACAAAUUAGGCUCAAGGAUUACCUUAAAGAUGGAUCUCAUAAAGAUUUACUGAAUCUCACAUCCAUGAAUAGUCAGAAUACUGAUUCGAAGAACCUGAAUGAAGAAAAGAAAGGGUAUAAGGGGAGUAUCUACAAAUACGAAGAUUUUGAACAAGUGAGUACCAUCACUAGAGGUUCCUUCGGGAUCAUUGAGUUAGUAAGACACAUCAAAACCCAGAAACCAUUCGUAUUUAAGAGAAUCCCUCAGAGCAGUGUCAAGAAGGACAAGCAAAUCCAGCAUCUCCAGAGUGAGAAGAAGAUAUGUUUGAACACAGAGAUUAAGAAGGACUUCAUAAUCCAGUGAUAUGACUCCUUCGAGGAUGCAGAGAAUCUCUACUUUGUCAUGGAAUUCAUCCCUGGAGGUGACCUACAUGAUAUGAUUAAGAAAGCAGCCUUCGCAUCUCUUGAAAAAGUCAAGUUUUACUUCUCAGAAGUAGUUCUGGCUAUUGAGGAGCUACAUAGGCAUAAUAUUGUCCACAGAGAUUUGAAGUUAGACAAUAUCAUGAUAGGCGCUGAUGGUCAUGUAAAGCUGGUAGAUUUCGGAUUUGCCAAACAUCUCAGAAGUCAAUCAAGCAAAGCAAAGACUAAGUGAGGAACGCCCGAUUACCUCCCUCCCGAGGUAAUCAGAGGCAUCGGCUCUGAUCUUCGGUCUGAUAUUUGGUCUCUGGGAGUUCUACUCUGAGAAAUGAUUGGUGGAUUUACUCCUUUUCGAGCCUCAGAUCCUCAAAACUUAUAUGAUAAUGUUCUCAACUUGAACAUAACUUGGCCAAGGAAUAUUGACAAAAUCUCAAAAGACCUUAUCUCGAAGAUCCUCGUUUGAGAACCAGAGAUGAGGAUCACAAUACCUGACAUGAAGGAGCAUAUAUUCUUCAAAAACAUAGACUGGGAGUCUCUUGAAGAGAAAAAGGUAUCUCCCCCAUUAGUGCCUGAUCUGGAGGAUGAAUUCUCCUUAGAAUACUUUAAAGAUGAUAAAAAGAUGGAGAUGUACAAUAACCCAUUAUACGAAUUUGAUCAGAAGGCUGGUAUCAACCCGAGCCCUGUUCCUGACUUUGAUCAGUACUUUAAUGAUUUUUAA
Molecule: messenger RNA, 2422 nt
Organism: Moneuplotes crassus
Lineage: Eukaryota; Ciliophora; Spirotrichea; Euplotida; Euplotidae
Source: the annotation of a GenBank genome assembly